Molecule: messenger RNA, 1828 nt
Organism: Musa acuminata subsp. malaccensis (wild Malaysian banana)
Lineage: Eukaryota; Viridiplantae; Streptophyta; Magnoliopsida; Zingiberales; Musaceae
Product: probable serine/threonine-protein kinase PBL3
Biological process (GO): protein phosphorylation
Molecular function (GO): protein kinase activity; ATP binding
Source: RefSeq, a predicted model, not a curated record
GGGCCGCCACGAAUCCAACCUCAAGCUGACGAUGGUGCAGACUUUCCUCCUUUCUUCCUCGCGUCAAACGAUACCUUCGUCGUCUUCCUUCUCCCCCCCACCGUAUUCCACCCCCUUCCUCUGUUUCUUUCACCAGUCACUGUCUGGAGGAACGAUAUAGAGAGAGAGAGAGAGAGAGAGAGAGAAGAAAGUUCCAGUCUUUUGGUUCCCCACCUCAUCGCCAUCGCCUACAUCUACCGGUCCCUUACGAAGCCGCGGGAUUCCUUGAUGGGCGUGUGAUUUACUGUUUGGUGGAGCGGAGGCCAUGGGCAAUUGCUUCAACUGUCCAUCGAGGGUCGAGAACUCCGCACAUCGCGCUUCCUAUCCUUCAAACAUUGGUACCAGCAGAAGAAGUGUGUCGUCAAAUCUUUCUGCACCUUCCUACAAGGAAAAGACUGGUGGUGCUCUUCCUGCUUCAAGAACUGAGGGGGAGAUCUUGUCUAACUCAAAUUUGAAGGCCUUCACCUUUAAUGAUCUAAGAAAUGCCACCAGAAACUUCCGCCCCGACAGUCUUAUUGGGGAAGGAGGAUUUGGCUAUGUCUACAAAGGUUGGAUCAAUGAACAAAACUUUGCUCCUUCCAAGCCGGGAUCAGGCAUGGUGGUUGCUGUCAAGAAACUUAAACCUGAAGGAUUCCAAGGCCACAAGGAAUGGCUGACAGAGGUUAACUAUCUGGGUCAGCUUCAUCAUCCAAACUUAGUUAAGCUGAUCGGCUACUGUUCUGAGGGUGACAAUCGACUUCUGGUCUAUGAAUUCAUGCCUAAAGGCAGCUUGGAAAACCAUCUCUUCAGAAGAGGUGCUGAGCCACUACCCUGGGCAACUAGGAUCAAAGUUGCAAUUGGAGCUGCAAGGGGGCUCUCAUUCUUGAAUGAUGAGUCCCAAAUCAUAUAUCGAGAUGUCAAGGCUUCUAACAUUCUUCUUGACACGGAUUUUAAUGCAAAGCUGUCAGACUUUGGAUUGGCAAAAGAUGGUCCUACUGGUGAUAAAACUCAUGUCUCAACUCAAGUGAUGGGAACUCAUGGAUAUGCUGCUCCAGAAUACAUUGCAACAGGGCGGCUCUCUGCAAAAGCUGAUGUCUACAGCUUUGGGGUUGUGUUACUGGAGCUGCUCACCGGACGUAGAGCCCUUGAGAAGACAAAAGCUGGCACAGAGCAGAGCCUUGUGGACUGGGCAAAGCCUAGCUUGGGUGAUAAGCGUAAGUUAUACCGGAUCAUGGACCCAAGGCUGGAGGGGAAGUAUCUGAAGAAAGGAGCUCAUGAACUUGGCAUCCUCGCUCUCCAGUGCAUCGGCAAGGAUGCUAAACGUCGGCCUCGGAUGUCCGAGGUCUUGGCCUCCCUGGAGAAACUGCAAGACUCAAAAUUUGGUGCUUUGCCACCCCAAGCUACUCGUCCGAAGACGUCAAGUACGAUACCGAGGUCACCUAUGAGGAAUCCCCCUCGCUCACCGCUGCGCCCAACACCAAUCGGAUCUCCUCUUCCGUCCUACCGGCGAUCACCGCAUGUAUAUUGAUCGGUAGAAGCUUAGUUGAACUUGUCGGUGAUGACAGGGAAAGGGAAGUGAGGCUUUGUGCUUUCAAGAAUGCAAUCACCUCUGUGCAGAUCAGCCGUCAUGGAAACCUGUUGCUUUCUUGAAAUAUGUUGAUUGAAGUUUGCCCAUGUAUACAAAGAUUUGUUAUGGAUCUCCUGUAUAACAUGUAACAAAGAGUUGAUACGUCCAGAGUUUUUGUUCUUAUGGAUUGGAUCAUCUUUUGCUUUAAUGUAGAUGCUCUCUUAAUCAAGGCUUUAUUAAUUA